AUGAGGAGAUGCAGGCGCAGUGUGAUUGUCCAUAAGGAAGGUGUGGACAACAUCUAUGUGGAUAGGUGGAGGUGGUUGCGUAGAGGUGGUGGUUAUGGGGAAGACGGUGGUGGAAAACGUGAAAGUGUAUACUGUGGAGGUGGUGGUGGUGGUGGUGGUGGAGGAGUAGAAGGUGGCAACCGGUGUGGUGGUGGUGGAAGAGGAGGAGGAGGUGGCAGUUGCGGUGGAGUUGGUGGUGCAUACCGCAGCAGAGGAGGUUGUGGUUAUGGAGAAGGUGGUGGUUAUGGGGAAGGCGGUGGUGGAAGACGUGAAAUUGGAUACCAUGGAGGUGGUUGCGGUGGAGGUCGUGGUAGAGGUAGUGGUGGACACUGUAGUAGAGGAGGUGGUGGUUAUGGAGAAGGUGGUGGUGGAAGACGUGAGUGUGGAUACAAGAGGUAG
This is a messenger RNA of Brassica rapa (field mustard), 438 nucleotides long. RefSeq names its product loricrin-like. Lineage: Eukaryota; Viridiplantae; Streptophyta; Magnoliopsida; Brassicales; Brassicaceae. The record is from RefSeq and is a predicted model, not a curated record.